AUGGAGGCAAAGAAGAUUAUCGAGCAUGUCCAGGGCAUCAACGGCGGCCAAACAGCCACCGGCACGCUGACCCUGACCGACUUCCACAUGAUCUUCAGCGCAGUUAUCCCGUCGCCAGCACAGAAUGAACAAGAGCCCGCGCAACCGCAAAGGAAGCGGGAGCGAUGGAUCACGUAUCCCAUGCUCUCGCACUGCACGUUCCGGCCGACGCCUCCGUCAUCCCGUCAGGCCCCGUCGAUACGCAUCCAAUGCCGAGACUUCACUUACAUCACCUUCAACUUCACCACUACGGAGAUCGCGAGAGAAGCCUACGACCACAUCAAGUGCCGCACCUGUAAACUUGGGACCGUUCGGAACCUUUUUGCUUUUAGCCAUAAGCCCCCUAAGAUGGAGAGAGAGGUCGAUGGCUGGAACAUCUACGAUCCCAAGGCAGAGUUUCGCCGACAAGGCAUCAGCGAAAAGCUGCCGGACAAGGGCUGGAGGAUCACAAACAUCAACCACGACUAUAGCUUAUGCGAUACCUAUCCGGCAGUUCUCGUAGUACCAUCCAAGAUUUCUGAUAAUGUCCUCAAAUAUGCCAAGGAGUACCGCUCGAGAAAUCGGAUCCCGGCUCUCACAUAUCUCCACCCGGUAAACAACUGCUCCAUUACCAGGAGCUCUCAGCCGCUGGCAGGCAUCACCCGGAGGACCAAUGUUCAAGAUGAGAAGCUCGUGGCUGCGUCCUUUUCAGCUCUUACGAAUAAUGGAAGUGGAAGUUCCGAGGACCCGUCGCCGAUGUCGAGCCAGACGGAUAUGUUCAAUAGCACUGUUAUGCUGGAGACUCAGCUGUCAGACAAGGAGCGAUACGAGGACGAGCUCAUUUCCAAGUCCACGGCCAUUUACGACGACAAGACAGGCAAGCGGCUCAUCUAUGGCGCUCAGCAGAACAAUCUGAUUGUCGAUGCCCGCCCCACAAUCAAUGCCAUCUUGAACCAGGCCCAGGGGAUGGGCUCGGAACCCAUGGACAAGUACAGAUUCGCAGAAAAGAUUUUCCUGAACAUUGACAAUAUUCAUAUUAUGCGAAGCUCAUUGCUCAAGGUGGUCGAUGCGCUCAAGGAUGCCGACAUAUCUCCUCUACCCCCCAAUCGCGAUCUGCUGCAGAAUAGCAACUGGCUAAAACAUAUUCACGACAUUCUUGAUGGAACCGCUAUCAUCGCUCGUCAAGUAGGCAUCAAGCAUUCGCACGUCUUGAUCCACUGCUCGGAUGGCUGGGAUCGUACCAGUCAGCUCAGCGCCCUCGCCCAGAUCAUGCUGGAUCCUUACUACCGCACCAUUGAUGGGUUCAUUGUCCUCAUUGAAAAGGACUGGUUGUCGUUUGGAUACAUGUUUAGGCUGCGUUCCGGCCACCUCAAUUCCGAGGACUGGUUCACCAUCCAGAAAGACGCAUUCGCGGGAUUAAAGGUCCAGCCCGGGGAGAAUGACGGCCGCAGCGAUGCCUUUCAAAAUGUCAUCAGCGGUGCGAAGCGUCUUUUCAGCUCCAACAAAGAUGACGCCGACUUGGCCACCAUGGGCGAAACCGCCAGCGGCCAAGUAGUCGACGAAGAAGCCACUGUGCAGAAGAUGAUCAGUCCAGUCUUCCACCAGUUCCUCGACUGCAUGUACCAGCUGCUGCGGCAGAACCCGACGCGCUUUGAGUUCAAUGAACGUUUCCUCCGCCGUCUGCUCUAUCAUUUGCACUCUUGCCAAUACGGAACGUUUUUGUACAACUCGGAGAAACAGAGGAAAACUGCAGAGGUGGCGCAGAAGACGGCAUCCGUGUGGGACUACUUCCUGUGUCGAAGGCCCGAAUUCACGAAUCCUGAUUACGACCCUACCGUUGAUGAUCAUGUCAAGGGCAAGGAGCGUAUCAUCUUGCCAAGGCUCAAAGAAAUUCGCUGGUGGCAUCAGCUUUUCGGCCGGACAGAGGACGAGAUGAACGGUGCACUCAACGCUGCCGCCAUUGCUGAGAGCGACAGAGAGGCUGCUACCUCAACUUUGAGCUACCCUAGCGUUGUCCAAGCAACAGAGGUUCCAGAGGACCCGGCAUCGCGCCCGGCAUCGCGAUCGGCGUCGUCGGCUCCGAGCCCACAGCCCCCGAGUCUUUCGGCCAGCCAGUCGGUCAUUUCACCAACAGAGACUGCGCAUGGCAUCCUGACUCCUGAAGACAGGCAAGCCGCUCUGCAACACAGCGUGUCUGCGGACGGGAUGGGUGCAUUCGCCGCUCUUCGCGAUGGCAUCGCUGGUUUGAACAUUAGCAAAGCUGUCAUGUCCAAUUUCGGACGUGCCGCCGAGCCUGUUCCCGAGCACUCGGCUGCGGCAUCCAUUUCUCGCGAACAAGAGAUGCGAGAGAUGACUUAG
Molecule: messenger RNA, 2376 nt
Organism: Trichoderma gamsii
Lineage: Eukaryota; Fungi; Ascomycota; Sordariomycetes; Hypocreales; Hypocreaceae
Exons: 2
Coding region: 1-2376 (791 amino acids)
Biological process (GO): dephosphorylation
Molecular function (GO): phosphatase activity
Source: RefSeq, a predicted model, not a curated record